Molecule: messenger RNA, 1242 nt
Organism: Exophiala aquamarina CBS 119918
Lineage: Eukaryota; Fungi; Ascomycota; Eurotiomycetes; Chaetothyriales; Herpotrichiellaceae
Product: threonine aldolase
Exons: 1
Coding region: 1-1242 (413 amino acids)
Biological process (GO): L-threonine catabolic process; glycine biosynthetic process
Cellular component (GO): cytosol
Molecular function (GO): L-allo-threonine aldolase activity
Source: RefSeq, a predicted model, not a curated record
AUGGCCUCGUCAACAACACAGAACGGAUCAGAUUCCCUCACUGACGUGAAGAAUAGUCCUGCAAUAGCUGCCGCCAACGACCAAGCAGCAACCCACAAGAAGAUGAAUGCCUGGCAGCAGCCCGGCCCAGCGGCAUUGGACUUCCGAUCCGACACCAUUACAACCCCCAAUGCAUCAAUGCUGCACGCCAUAGCCAACACAACGCUAAUGGACGACGUCUACGUAGAAGAUUCUACGACUAACGACCUAGAAGCUCAUAUCGCUAGACUCUCCGGCCAUGAAGCCGCACUUCUGGUCAUGUCGGGUACGAUGGGCAACCAAGUCGCACUGCGAACUCACCUCUCUCAGCCACCACAUUCGGUUCUAUGCGACAUCAGAGGACACAUCUACAACUACGAAGCAGGGGGCGUAUCGUCGCUCUCCUCUGCAAUGCUGAUCGCCGUGCACCCUAAGAAUAACCACCAUCUAACGCUCGAGGACGUCGAAGCCCAUACAGUCCUCUCUACCGAUGUCCACGCCUGCCCCACAAAAGUCAUCAGCUUAGAAAACACCCUCAACGGGAUGAUAAUGCCCCUUUCCGAGGUUCAACGCAUAGCAGCAUUCGCCAGGGAGCACGACAUAAAGCUCCAUCUAGACGGCGCCCGCAUCUGGGAAGCCGUAGCCGCCAACGCCGGUACGCUAACAGAGUUCUGCUCGCCCUUCGACAGCGUAAGUAUGUGCUUUUCUAAAGGCCUCGGGGCGCCCAUAGGCAGCAUCAUCGUCGGUAAUCGCGAGUUCAUCACCCAAUCGCGACAUAUCCGCAAGAUGCUAGGUGGCGGAACAAGGCAGUCCGGCAUAAUCAGCGCCGCUGCCAGAGUUGCAGUGGACGAAGGCUUUGGACACGGUCCGCAUGGUGAAGGUGGUAAACUGCGCGCCUGCCAUGCGCGAGCGAAGCGUAUCGCUGAGAUGUGGGGAUCCAGGGGCGGCAAGCUGGCGAAUCCAACGGAGACGAAUAUGGUCUGGUUGGACCUGGCCACAGAGGGAGUUUCCGCGGCCGAGUUUGUCCAGAUCGCUAGCGAAGAAGGAUUGAAAGCUUUAAGUGGACGACUUGUCGUGCAUUAUCAAAUUACAGACGAGGCAGAAGAGAGAUUAGGCAGGGCUAUGGACAAGGUGAUGCAAAAGGCUAAACAGAAUGGCGUUAAUGGUGCGGAAAAAAGAGGGCCAGUGCAUGUCAAUGGCGACGAUCGAUAUGGGUCGAAAUAG